Messenger RNA from Anneissia japonica, 3160 nucleotides. RefSeq names its product solute carrier family 23 member 1-like. The transcript is spliced from 12 exons. The record is from RefSeq and is a predicted model, not a curated record. Bases 50 to 1747 code for a protein of 565 amino acids. Gene Ontology annotation, biological process: transmembrane transport. Gene Ontology annotation, molecular function: transmembrane transporter activity. Lineage: Eukaryota; Metazoa; Echinodermata; Crinoidea; Comatulida; Comatulidae. Gene Ontology annotation, cellular component: membrane.
GUUCAAUUGUACCUUGGUUGUAGCACAAGUUAGGCUUAAUUAUUAGACCAUGGAGGAAGUAGAAAUGGCUUCCAAUAGCAUCAAUGCCGAAGAAAGAAAUACUAGAAGUUGGAAACCAAAUGAUAUGUUAUACAGGUUAAAGGAUAGGCCAGCUUGGCUCACCACUAUUACACUGGCUUUCCAGAACUUUCUGAUGCUUUUUAGUGGAUGUAUGGUAAUACCUUUCCUCUUCGCCCCAGCACUCUGUAUAGAGGACAACCUACUGGCCCAAUGUUAUUUAAUCAGCACUGUGUUGUUUGUAUCGGGAAUAUCAACUAUGAUUCAAACUGCUUUUGGUGUUAGGUUGCCAAUUGCUCAAGGUGGUUCUUUUGGUUUUAUUGUGCCGGCUCUAUCGAUCUGCAACCUACAUGGAGCUUGCCCAUCACGAACAGAUAAUGAAAAUAAUUCUGUCGAUGAAAUGGAGCAGCCGGAAUGGAAAAAACGAUUACUGGAGGUUCAAGGAGCAAUUAUCGUCACUUCAUUUAUUCAAAUGUUCGCCGGAGUCUUCGGUUUGAUUGGUUUAGUACAGCUCUACUUCACACCAAUUGUAAUAACACCAACCAUUGGUCUCAUUGGAUUAUCCUUGUUUGAAAAGGCCUCCGAAACCGCUGGACUGCAUUGGGGAUUGGCAGCAAUAACCAUGGUCAGUGUGAUUGUGUUCUCUCAAUACCUAAGGAAUGUCAAUAUUCCAUGCAACUGUAUUCCUGGUACUACUUCACGUUUUCCAUUAUUCAGACUGUUUCCGGUUCUUUUUGGAAUAUUUUUCGGCUGGUUCGUGGCAUUUAUUCUUACGGUUGCUGGUGGUCUACCGGACGACCCAGAUGGCUAUGGCUACUCAGCUAGGACGGAUAUAAGAUUGAGUGUUCUUUCUGAAUCACCUUGGUUUCGAAUACCCUACCCUUGUCAAUGGGGAAUUCCAACAGUCACAGUAGCUGGCGUCAUUGGCAUGUCAAUCGCGACUUUCAUCACUAUAAUUGAAUCACUUGGCGAUUACUAUGCAUGCGCACGUUUUUCCGGCGCUCCACCUGUACCUGGUCACGCUAUGAAUCGUGGCAUAGCAAUGGAAGGAGUUGGUUGUUUAAUUGAUGGUCUUAUUGGUAGUGGCUCCGGUACUACAUCAUACAGUCAAAAUAUAGGAGCAAUAGGGAUAACAAAGGUGGCCAGCCGUACAGUUACGCAAGUGUCAGCCAUCAUUAUGUUAGUUCUUGCAGUAUUUAGUAAAUUUGGCGCACUUUUUGUCUGUAUCCCGAGUCCUGUUAUAGGUUCUGCGGUGUUCGUUCUAUUCAGUAUGAUUGUUGGUGCUGGUCUCUCAAAUCUUCAAUUUAUCGAUUUAAACUCAUCUCGAAAUAACUUCAUUGUUGGAUUUUCCUUCUUCCUUGGUCUUGCUCUUCCAAACUGGAUAUCAAAAAAUAAUGGCGUGAUUGAUACAGGUGUAACUGAACUGGAUCAAGCUAUCCUAAUUCUUCUUAAAACAAAUAUGUUUGUUGGAGGAUUCACUGCUUUCAUUCUGGACAACACAGUACCAGGCACUGUUGAAGAGCGCGGCAUCUUAAAAUGGCAAAGUGGUCAGACAGAUGCAGAUACAAACUCCUUAGAGUCAGUGUCAGACAUUUAUGAUCUGCCGUUCGGAAUGGAGUACAUUCGGCGCUCAAAAAUAUGCCGCUACCUACCGUUUAGUCCAACAUUUCGAGGUUUCAAACAUGCUUGACGGAUCAUGGACGGAAUAUUCAGAUUCAGAUUAUUCUUUAUUGACAUGACGAUGUCAAGAGAUUUGUUUUCCUUGUUACAUAUGAGUAAAAAAUUUUUAAAAAACUACAUAAAAAAAAAGUUAGUUAAAUAUAUAUCAAACACAUACAAAUUAAUAAACAAAAACAAGGUGAGUUACAAUAAAUAUAUAAAUAUUCAGUGUAUACAGUUCAGCGGUUGAAGUCAGUUGAAUAUGGAGACAUCAUCUUUUAAUUUACUUUAUAUACUUUAUUUGGACAGCAGAAGGUCGGGGUUCGAAUACCGGUUAGAGAACCUAUUUUUUCACACUCGCAGAUUCCUCGUUUACAUAGUGCUAUAUCAUAAUGACUUAUAUACUGAAUAUUAAAUAUAUUUAUAUGUACUGUAUAUGUAUGUAAUGGUAGCUAUUGUAAAGGAAGAUUAAGUAUGGGUGUAGAUCUUUUAAUAUUUACAUCGAGAGUAGUAAUACAGCACUGUAGUAAUAAUGUUUAGCUCUACACUAGUACCUAAUUUAUAUUUUAUUCAUUUUGCAUUGGUUUUUUUUUUUCAUAUUUUAUGCUAUGGCAAAAAAAUUUCCUUCUGGAUAAUAAAGAGUUUUUGAAGUUGAAUUUGUUCCUAAGUUUCAUAAUAUGACGAUAGGAAUUGACACUUAUAACUGAUUAAUUUCGCUAUUGGCAGCUUUAGCCCAUUAGCCUUAAUGAAAUAAACAACUCAAAAUAAAUAUAAAAAAAGGAAUCACAAAGCCAAAUGAUUGGUCAAUAUUCAGAACUUUCCUUUGCUAGUAACGUUAAAAGACCGAAGGCAAAACCAUAUUCAUUGCAAUGAAACAGCCAUUUUACUUGGAAAGCAUCUUGAUAAAAACAAGUUAGGAGAUUGUUCACUUCCUAAAUCUACCAAUGCCAACACAGGUCACAGACGAUGGUUUGUAUUAAAUGCUCUGCACCUCAAUCAGCAGUACUUCUGAUACUGUAGCGCUCUGUCUACACUACCAAAUUUUAUGUAAAAAAAAAAUGCGAUGUGCCCAUAUAUGGGCACGAUGAUGUCAUAUCACAAUUUAAAAUUGUAUCAAAAAAUGUUGGUCUUUUUUUGAUGUCGUCUGUCAAAAGGUUUUCAUUUUUUUUUUUUGACCAAAAAGCAAACACUACAAAUCACACCAACCAAUUGGAUUGUUCAGUUAUUUAUUUUUUAUUACUGCAUUUAGAUUUACUGUAUAUUUAAUAUCAUCUUUAAUUUAGUUUUGUCUCAUUUGUAUAGGCUUAUCUUGCUUUGUAUUGAUUUUUAGUGAUAUUUUUAAUGUAUCGUGAGUUUUGUUUUAUUAUGAUCUGUGAUCCACUUUUGAAACCAUUGCUAUGUUACUGAAAGUGUUACCACAUAAAAGACAAAAAUAAAUAAAUAA